AUGCCUCGAAAAAUUCUACUCCUUUACAUGUUCUUGAUAGUGUCUCUGCUCUCGACAUCGUUUUCGCGCGCACGGAAGCUUCCGGAAGAUGUGAGCCCAGGUAGAAGGCCUCCAACAUUUUCAGACCAGUCGUCGUAUCUUACGGCGCUUCCAAAGGAGAAAGUGCUGAAGGGCCACUCUUUCGCCAUCGACGAGAAGCUAAUUAUCCGCCACCUCCGAGCCAUCGGCCGGAUUUUAAGAGAAAGCGCGCCGAAUCCCGGGACCGGAAAUUGA
Molecule: messenger RNA, 273 nt
Organism: Striga hermonthica
Lineage: Eukaryota; Viridiplantae; Streptophyta; Magnoliopsida; Lamiales; Orobanchaceae
Source: the annotation of a GenBank genome assembly